Messenger RNA from Eruca vesicaria subsp. sativa (arugula), 513 nucleotides. Lineage: Eukaryota; Viridiplantae; Streptophyta; Magnoliopsida; Brassicales; Brassicaceae. The record is from the annotation of a GenBank genome assembly.
AUGAUGGGAGCCAAUGAUGGGAGAAGAACGCCUUUAAUGAAUCUUGGGGUUCAAGUGUCGAUGAGAGUGUUAGCCAUUGGCACUGCAUUGACCUCCAUGGGGCUCAUGAUCACUAACCAUGAACUCGCCUCUGUUUAUGGCAUUAAUUUUGAGGCUCAAUAUGACUACUCAUCUGCCUUUAGAUAUUUGGUGUACGCAGAGAUAGCUAUCUCAGGCAUGACAAUUUUUACGCUCGUAUGGGCUUGUUUAGCUGUCCGUAGAAGAGGACUUGUAUUUGCACUCUUCUUCUUUGAUUUGCUAACGACGCUGACGGCUAUAUCGGCUUUCUCUGCGGCUAUGUCGGAUGGUUACAUCGGAAAGUACGGUAAUACACACGCCGGGUGGCUUCCGAUAUGUGGCUACGUACAUAAUUACUGUAACCGUGUUACUCUCUCACUCGCAUUAUCCUUCGCUUCUUUUAUCCUCUUGUUCAUCCUUACUGUCUUAACUGCCUCAGCUGCUCGUCAUUACUGA